Molecule: messenger RNA, 3062 nt
Organism: Acaulospora morrowiae
Lineage: Eukaryota; Fungi; Glomeromycota; Glomeromycetes; Diversisporales; Acaulosporaceae
Source: the annotation of a GenBank genome assembly
AUGUCAAAAUUAAGUGGGUUUCUUUUUGGAAAUGUCGACGCUGAAGGGAAGUUGGAAGAUUUGGGACUUGGCGAGGAACUUCGAGAUUCUCUCCAAAAGGGUUCUGAGGAUGGAGCUGUUCUCAGUCAAAUUUUCUCAGUCCAAUCAUUAGGAAUUGGAGAGAUGGAAGAUGAGGAAGCAGUUCAAAGCGAGGCAUCCAUUUCAACACCAAUUCGUUCACCUGAAGAAUCAAGUAUUCGACCAACAGAAGAUGCAGUUGACUAUUUUGACACAAACGAAGUUAUAGCCGAUCCGAUUUUUUCAAAUAAAUACUAUCAGCAAGGUGUAAAUAGCGUUAUGAAUUUACAAAAGUCAUCAAUACAGCCGACGCAAUUAAAUCGGACAAUUGAGGACGACAGUAAUUACGAUGAAGAAGAGAUCAAGGACAUUCAAAAUUCACAGGACAAUCUACCUAUUAAAAUUCCCCAAGAAAUAACAUUGAUGGAAGAUAACUUGGUGCAGGAUCAAUCUCAGUCAACUAUGCAAAAUCCUGUAAUCGACAUCAAAACCUUAUAUCCAGCAUUUGAAAAAGAUAGGAUUCUUAAAUUUUCAGAAUUAUUUGCAAGCAAAAUCAGAAGCAAAAAACUAAACCCCGUGAACUUACGUGCGGUGGAACGGAGAUCACCUUUCGAAUUUGAGUUAGAUGACAGGCAAUUAUUUGAGUCAGGACCACAAACAAAAGUCGAAAACCUACAAGUUAAAGACAUUACGAAGAGUAAAAAAUUUGCCGAAGAUUCGAUUCAUUAUGCCUCCCCUAAAAGUGACACCGACUCUGAACCUACUUAUGAUGGUAAUUCGCGUGAGUUAGGAAGUUUACCAUGGAAAAUUCCCGAUCAACCAGAUACAUAUUAUUCUAUCAUGAUGGAUACAUGGGAAGAUAAGAUUUCAUGGAAUAGCAAUGACAGCGACGAGGAUUUGGUAGGCCAGGACAACAAGACCCUUCAGUCGACCGUGACCUUUGGUUACAGGAACAGAGAAUUAGAGAGUGGAGAGUGGCUUAAUUCGAUUUUGUGGGACGAUUACAAGGGAUCAAUACCUUUUGCAAAAUUGACUUUAGACAUGAAUGAUCCAAAUAUGCUCUUUAAUUAUCCCGGAAAUAAUUAUUCAUCGGAUUCACCUCUUUAUGAUAUAAAUGGUCAAAAUGCAUUUAAAAAAUUGAGGAAAUCUUCUUCAGCUUUUGAUAAUAAGUUGUCGGAAAUUGAAUCGUACAACAAUUAUUUUGUUGACGAAAGUUCUAUUGACUUAUGGAACAUCGAAGAUGGACCGAAGAAUUUCAAAAGACGACUAAAUUUUGGACAAAUGUUUGUUCAUCAUUCUCUACCCGCACUACAAUUACACUCUCAAUAUUUCAAGACAAAAUUUACCAAAUCAGAUAUUAGAGCUUUACAUCGGCCGACAAUUCAAUUUCCUCUUAAUCAAGAAAUUCAUUUUAACAGGGUUAAGUCGCGCGGAAAACUUCGAAAAAGGAAAGCUCGGGAAGUGAUGAGGAGUCCCAAAGAGUUGACACUAAAAGAUAAUAGCAAUUUCGUUCUGCUGGAGUAUUCGGAAGAAUACCCUCCAAUCUUAUCAAACAUUGGAAUGGGAAGUUUACUCCUUAAUUAUUAUCGAAAAUUGGAUUCUAAUGAUUUAUACGUUCCCAAGCUUGAUGUCGGGGAUCCAGUAGUAUUAGAUGUAAUGGAUGAGUCGCCUUUCAUGAAUUUUGGAAACGUCGAGCGAGGUCAAGUUAUACCUUCCCUGUACAACAAUCUUAUUAGAGCUCCGCUCUUCAGACACAACGCCAAGGAUACUGAUUUUUUAGUAAUUAGAAAUACGUACAAAGGUCGUGCAAAAUAUUACGUGCGUGGAAUAAAGAGCCUUUUUGUAGUUGGUCAGACGUUCCCCAUGCAGGAGGUCCCUUCACCACCAUCACGAAAAGCAAAGACCACAGCAAAUAACCGAAUUCAAGUUGCCGCAUUCAGACUUAUGAAGAAGAAUAAGUAUCAUUUAUUGGUUCAAGAAAAGCUUGCAAAAAGAUUUCCCGAUAAUAAUGAAGUGUUUCUUCGGACGCGUCUAAAAGAUUUUGCUGAGCUAGCCCGCAAGAAAGGGAACCUUCAUCAAGGUCCUAUUUGGAAAUUGAAGCCCUCUAUUCGUCUUCCCAAUGAAUCCGAGAUUCGAAAAAUGCUGACACCUGAAAUGAUAUGCUUGGAAGAAAGUAUGAUGGUAGGUGAACGUCAUCUAGCAGAUGCGGGUUAUAAACCUUCCCAUAUCGACGAGGAAGGUGGUAGCAAACUUUCGAAAAAUGAAGACGACGAAAUCCAGGAUGAGUCCAAGUUGGCUAUUGAGGAAUCGAAGUUGGCUAUCGAGCAACAAUUGGCUCCUUGGAUUACGACGCGAAACUUUCUCAAUGCAACACAGACGAACGCAAUGCUCAAAUUACAUGGUGAAGGUGAUCCUACAGGAAGAGGCGAAGGUUUUAGUUUUAUUAGAAUUUCUAUGAAAGAUAUAUUUUUGAAGGCAGGAGAAAAUGCACAAGAAAAACUUGCGGAAAUUGAAAACAAGCCAAAAAGCGGUCACAAAUAUAAUGUGAUGGAACAAUGGAAAAGAUAUAAUCAAGAGAUUUAUCGAAUAUGGAAUGCUCAGUAUGCAUCACUCAGCAUGCGAGAUGAACUUGCAUCAGACUCGGAAAAACUGGAUGCAAAUCGCAUCGAUGAUUCUGAACGGUAUACAAGAGGACAAUUUUCGCAUAAUGACGACACUCAGGUGGAUAGUGAAACGGAAAUGCAGGAAAUGCAGGAAAUGAUAGAUUCAGCGAUGCCUGAUCGUUCACCUUCUGCGGAUUUUGAUGAUGUAGCCUCUAUAGAUGGCAGUGUGGGUUCUCGAGCAAAUUACGAUUGUGGUUCUCAUCGAAAUCGCGCGUUAGUCAUCAACCGAAUGGUUCGCACGGAAAACGGUGAGCCCGUGUGGACAAAAACACUCGUUACCGAUCCUUCGGUGAUUAACGCUUAUGUUCGUCAUAGGCAAUUAAUCGAAGAGCAGGCGAUGAG